Erythranthe guttata (spotted monkey flower) is the source of this 794-nucleotide messenger RNA. Its product is annotated as transcription factor MYB20. Lineage: Eukaryota; Viridiplantae; Streptophyta; Magnoliopsida; Lamiales; Phrymaceae. The record is from RefSeq and is a predicted model, not a curated record.
AAAAAAGCAGCAGCCCAUUAAUUAGUUUCUUUGUUAAUUACUCUGCAUUAAUUCUGUUUUUCGAUAAUGGGAAGACAACCGUGUUGCGAAAAGUCGGGACUUAAACGAGGUCCGUGGACGAUGGAAGAAGACGAUAAGCUCAUGCACUACAUCCUCAACAACGGUAUACAAUGUUGGCGCCUUGUCCCGAAACACGCAGGUUUGAUGAGAUGUGGAAAGAGUUGUAGACUGAGGUGGAUAAACUAUCUUCGGCCCGAUCUAAAGAGAGGCGCGUUUACUGAAGCAGAGGAAGAUAUGAUUAUCGAACUUCAUUCUCGAUUAGGAAACAGGUGGUCCAAGAUUGCUGCACAUUUUGGCGGGAGAACUGAUAAUGAAAUAAAGAACCAUUGGAAUACAAGGAUCAAGAAGAGAAUGAAGCUCAUGGGAUUGGACCCGUUGACUCACAAGCCCAUAUUGUUUGACCAAACUUAUAAAGCAGAUCAAGAUUCUAUUAUUACAGAGAGUGUUGAAAUUCAUCAAGAAAGUAAUUUGUCACUCCCACCUUUGGAAGAUUAUCUGCAGAUUCAAGAAAAGGCAGAAGUGUCGGCCUCAAAUGACGAAGAACGAAACGAUGUAACGAACUCGAUUAUGUUCCGAAACGAAGAUUUUUCGGUGGAUUGUUAUUACCAGAGCUGGAUGGAUAACCCCUUUUUCUGGGAUGGUUUCACCACUUUGACAGAUAAUUUUCCAUGACAAAAAAAUUUACUAGUGCAACCAUCUUUGUAUUUUAAGUAUUUGAAAUCAUGGCUAUCGUA